UGUGGUAUGAGGGGUAAGGUGACAGAAGGAAGAGGAAGAAGUAAGUGAGAGGUGCUGUAGGACUUUUCAUAGGAAGGUUGCCGGACUGUACACCCGCAGGAAGAGGAACUAUCACCCCAGUGCUGGGACCAGGAAAAGAAGAGCGGGGCUGGAGUGGAAGUCUGCGGUGGAGGGGCGACUUUUUUGUGUGCGGAGCUGAGGGAUAGAAGCGAGGACAAAGUCAGCUAUACAGCCGUGAAUGGGUGGUAGUCGGCCGAUAAAGUUUGGUUGUUGCGAUGUGUUUCGGGCUUUUGGCUAUUUAGUACACGUAGGCUGGAGGUGUCCCGCUAAGGAAAGUGGGUGUGCCAGGGAUUUCUAGCUAAUGAGCUAUAGAGGUAAAAGCUGCCCUGUUACUGGAUCUCUGAUAAGGUGAUUCAUUAGGAUUGCUCACACAGCAGGAACAGGGUCACCUCCUACAUCCCUGUAGACACGUAGGUGGAGUGACGCGACGGUGCUACACCUGUCCUCUGUAGGAUCAUUCACAUAAUAGAUCAUUUGUAUAUAGGAUAAUUAAUCGUUCAUAUGUAGGAUUACUGAUCAUUUAGAUAUGGGGUAAUUGAAUAUAUAUAUUAGACUAUGGAUCAUUUUUAUAUAUAUAUGAGAACAGAUCAUUCAUAGAUUGGAUACUAAAUCCAUAUCUUUGACAUUAGUUCAUUCAUUUGUUAGACAGUGGAUAUAGGAUAAUUGACCAUUUUUAUGUAGGAUAUUUGAUCAUGCAUAUAUAAGAUUAUUAUUAUUAUUCAUUCAAAUAUAGAAUAAUUGAUCAUUUGGAAACCUAUAUAUUAUAAAAGAUAUUUUGAAACAUCUACUGGAGGGACUUGUUGGAGCUUCUAAUUUUUGAUGUUUGACAUUUAAAAUUUGCAGAUACACCCUAGAGAGUGUAGUUGUGAGUGUAAAUUCUGUACAUUUUAUUAAUAGUAUAAAAGAUCACUGGUCAUCUGAAAACACUGAACUAGAAACCCCAUUUCUUAGAUUAGUAAGUACUGUACUUAUAUAAUGAGUAAAAGGAGACGUGGAGUUCUAGGUCCUUGGUUGCCUCACCGGAGAAGGAAGAGUUUAUUUGUGUUUGUCACUAUAGCUUGUAUAUUGUUGUUUGGGUUCCUGCUGCUAAGUAAAGGGGUGGAUGAUGUUGGUAGCCAGAAUUCUGAGGGACAUGAACUAGAGAAGCAUGUGAUGCCCAGGGAAGAGGCUGCAAUACAAAAUGAGUUAAGCGAUGAACAACUUAAGAGGCCAGUAUAUGAAAAACCACUGCUCAAUUCUAAUGCCUUGGGAGAGUUUGGACGAGCGGUGAAUCUCAACCUUGACGGCGACGAAAAAAAUCUGGAAGAGGAGAGCAUCAACAAACAUCAAAUAAACAUCUACCUCAGUGAGAGAAUCUCAUUACAUCGCCGGCUGGCUGAACGAUGGAAUCCAUUAUGUGGAACUGUGAAGUAUGGCUAUCAGAGGUUACCCAAAACAUCUGUCAUCAUUGCAUUUUACAAUGAAGCAUGGUCCACACUCUUACGUACAGUCCACAGUGUCCUGGAAACCUCUCCAGACAUUCUUCUUGAAGAAGUUAUCCUAGUAGAUGAUUAUAGUGAGAAAGAACAUCUGAAGGAGCGUUUGCAAGAAUAUGUGUCUAAUCUGAGGAAAGUUCGACUAAUUCGUGCAAACAAGAGAGAAGGUCUAGUACGAGCACGACUCCUUGGUGCCUCCCAAGCCAAAGGAGAAGUUUUGACUUUCCUUGAUUGCCAUUGUGAGUGUCAUAUAGGCUGGUUGGAACCACUUCUAGAAAGGAUCCGGGAAGAGGAAACUGCAGUAGUAUGCCCUGUCAUAGAUGUCAUAGACUGGCGCACUUUUGAGUAUUUAGGCAAUUCUGGUAUACCUCAGGUUGGAGGACUCGACUGGAGACUUGUCUUCACUUGGCAUGUGGUCCCAGACAGAGAGCAAAAGCAAAGACGGUCCUCUAUUGAUGUUAUCAGAUCACCAACCAUGGCUGGUGGAUUAUUCUCGGUCAGUAAGAAGUACUUUGAGUAUCUGGGAUCUUAUGAUACAGGGAUGGAAGUAUGGGGAGGAGAAAACCUUGAAUUCUCAUUCAGAAUUUGGCAGUGUGGAGGAACACUUGAAGUACACCCAUGUUCACAUGUUGGACAUGUUUUUCCCAGGCAAGCCCCAUACUCGCGUAGUAAAGCUUUGGCUAAUAGUGUGCGAGCAGCAGAGGUUUGGAUGGAUGAAUAUAAAGAACUUUAUUACCACCGAAACCCUCAUGCGCGGCUGGAGCCAUAUGGAGAUGUGACAGAGCGGAGGCAACUCAGGGAGAGACUACAGUGCAAACCUUUCAAAUGGUUUUUGGAAAAUGUAUACCCCGAGCUCCAUGUACCCGAGGACAAGCCAGGCUUUUUUGGAAUGCUCAAAAGUAAAGGGAUGGCCAACCACUGCUUUGACUAUAAUCCUCCUAGUGAGAAUGAAGUCACCGGACAGAAAAUUAUCUUAUACCCAUGCCAUGGUAUGGGGCAGAAUCAGUUCUUUGAAUACACAUCGUACAAUGAAAUUCGAUACAACACGCGCCAGCCUGAAGGAUGUGUAGCAGUAGAUCAGGACUCUGAUCACUUGACAAUGUAUUUAUGUCGAGAAAAUGGCCAGGCGGUGCCUGAAAACCAGAAGUUUAUUUUCAGAGAGGAUGGUACCUUGCUACAUCAGCAAACCCAAAAGUGCAUUCAAGCUGAAAGAAACUCUCAAACAGGAAAUCCUGAGCCUGUAUUAAGGCCCUGUUUAGAUAUCGAUCUACAGAAAUGGUUUUUCCAAGAAAGAAGUUGAAAGUGUUGUGGAGUGAUGUAGCUUCAACAGAAAGAAGAAUUUGGCAGCUAUUUUGAUGUUACUGGCACUUUUUGUCUCGGAUUUAUAUAAUAUGUGCUAUGUUCACAAUUGCCUAACUGUGCCUUUUUAGAGUAACGGAUGGUGGAACACUUCUAGAAUUUGAAUGAAGUCAUAGAUGAAAUUUUAGAUGCAUAGUCCACCUAUCAGAAGAUGAUAUAUAUAUUUUUUUUAAAUGCACCCAUGUUUAUUGAAGAAAAAAUGUGCAUCUAUUAUUAUUAUUAUUUUUUUUUUUUUUGCAUUGGAGCACCUGCAAAGCAUUGCAAAUGCAAUCAGUUGAUUACAGACAAAAAGCCUUGGCUCCUGCACACUAUUUCUCCAGCCACAUGUUUGUGCCAAGCUACGGACCUCCAGUUAUAUAAUCAAUGGAUUAUAUAACUUCCCUCUGCCGUGUUUUUUCCAUUUACAGAUACCUGUGAAUGAGUGGGCAGAGCCAUGCACAGCUGUGCCAAAUAAAAAAACAUAAGGGGAUGCUACAGGGAAAAGAACCCCUGGAUGUCCCUACAUCCAGAGGAUCAUUUAUCCCUAUAGCAUCCCCUAAUGUUUUUUAGUAGUGAUGACAGACUGUGACCUAAAUAUGGGUGUAACUAAACCAUGGUAAGAAAGAGACGUUCCUAUUUUAAAGGUGAUGGUGUGUAGAAAAAAAUAAAGCAUUUAUUUGGCCUAUAGUAUAUAUGAAAAGAUUGCAACUCAAGGGAAAUUGCUGUAUUAUUGAUUUCGGUUUUAAAACCAUGUUUUAACUUUUCCUUUUACCAAAAUUGUAGAUCUUGAUUUCUAUAGGCACUAUAUUGAGCCAUUGAUUUUCUACCUGCAAAAUAAUCACAUUUGUUAAAGCUGCUGCAAAUGACCUAUAGUUGUUGUCAUGUUCAUUGUACAUUUUCUGCAAUUUUCUGUGUGUCAGAAUUUAUUUGGCUCUGCUAAAUGAAACCUGUAAUGAGCGAA
Messenger RNA from Rana temporaria (common frog), 3834 nucleotides. Its product is annotated as polypeptide N-acetylgalactosaminyltransferase 12-like. The record is from RefSeq and is a predicted model, not a curated record. The coding region runs from base 1036 to 2835 and encodes 599 amino acids. Gene Ontology annotation, cellular component: Golgi apparatus. The transcript has 10 exons. Lineage: Eukaryota; Metazoa; Chordata; Amphibia; Anura; Ranidae.